Adineta ricciae is the source of this 1455-nucleotide messenger RNA. Lineage: Eukaryota; Metazoa; Rotifera; Eurotatoria; Adinetida; Adinetidae. The record is from the annotation of a GenBank genome assembly.
AUGAACUAUCUUCUGUUUCUUGGAUUACUGUCAUCGGCUAUUGCUAUGCGAUGGAUUGUUGCUCGAUAUCCUUACUCAGGUUAUAACAAACCACCGAUGUUUGGUGAUUUCGAAGCACAACGUCACUGGAUGGAAAUAACUCUGCACUUACCGGUGAACGAAUGGUAUCAAAAUUCGUCUGCAAAUAAUUUGACUUAUUGGGGUUUAGAUUAUCCACUAUUGACUGCAUAUCAUUCCUACCUUUGUGGCUGGAUAGCUAAUAAGAUCAAUCCAGCAUGGUGUGCUUUGAAAGCUUCACAUGGUCACGAGAGUGAUGCGCAUAAACUUUUUAUGCGUUAUACUGUAUUUAUUGCUGAUCUUCUCGUUUACUAUCCAGCUGUUUUGUACACAUAUCGAUCUGAUUUACUGAAUAAAAAUGUUCCAACUAAACGAUUGACUGUUUUAUUAACAAAUUUGUUUUAUCCUUUGUUAAUCUUGACCGAUCAUGGUCAUUUUCAAUACAAUUCCAUUAGUCUUGGCUUUGCAUUGCUAGCGUUUAUCAUGGCUACUCAAGAGAAAUCGAUUCUACUCUCCGCAGUAUUCUUUACAUUAUCAUUGAAUUAUAAACAAAUGGAACUCUAUCACGCCGUGCCAAUAUUUGUCUACUUACUCUCGGCAUAUUGCGUCGAACAGAGAAAGAUCAAAUGGAAGACAUUCUUCUCAUUAGGUUUAGUAGUCAUUGGAACAUUUGCUGUGAUUUGGCUUCCGGUGCUUCAACAUAAUCCAUCUACUGUGAUAAAACGACUUUUCCCGUUUGAACGUGGUUUAUUUGAAGACAAAGUGGCGAACUUUUGGUGUACGUUGAAUAUAUUGAUAAAACUUCGAGUGAAAUUUGAACAUGAAACAUUAGCCAAGAUAUGUUUAUUGACAACAUCAUUGAGCAUUUUACCUUCGUGUAUAAUGCUGUUUCGACGACCGACUGUGCGAAAUUUCUAUAUUAGUCUAUUCAAUAUAUCCUUGUGCUUUUAUUUAUUUUCAUUUCAAGUCCAUGAAAAGACAAUUUUACUGCCAUGUCUCCCGAUGAUAUUAUUAUCUGCCACUUAUCCAGUAGAAUGCUUCACUUUUCUCCAAUUUGCUAUGAUCAGCGUCUUUCCUCUCAUGCUCAAAGAUAAUCUAGUAUUUAUCUUCUGGUUAACAUUUAUUGCCUUUUCAAUUCUGGCUUUUCAACGUUUCUACAUUCAUUUCAAUCAUAUUUCAUUAUUACAAUUAAUUCUAUUAACGCUAUGUGUGACAGUGACCCUUCCUUUACUACUUGCUGCUGUUUACAUUCGCCCGCCACGACGUUAUCCAGAUCUAUGGAUUGUUCUUAUCAGUGCUUGUUCGUGUCUUUAUUUUCUGAGCAUAUUGAUUCGGUUUCAUAUCUAUCAAUUCCGAGAAACAACAUUUAAACCAUCUUCAACGAAAAAGAUACAAUAA